Messenger RNA from Monodelphis domestica (gray short-tailed opossum), 882 nucleotides. RefSeq names its product ERH mRNA splicing and mitosis factor (gene ERH). Lineage: Eukaryota; Metazoa; Chordata; Mammalia; Didelphimorphia; Didelphidae. The record is from RefSeq and is a predicted model, not a curated record.
GGGGUGCUCUCGCGUUGCGGCGCCGCCGACUUCCGGUGGCUCUUCUCGCGGGGAUUGGCUGUUAGCGGUGUUGCGGCUUAGCUCGUGUGCAGUGGCUGUGGCGGCGGCAGCGGCGGAGCUCGGCACGAUGUUACAAGGGAUGACUUGUUGAGUAACGGAGGGAGCGAUUUACAUUUGGAAAUGAAGUCUCAUACCAUUUUGUUGGUACAGCCCACCAAGAGGCCAGAAGGCCGAACUUAUGCUGAUUAUGAAUCAGUGAAUGAAUGCAUGGAAGGAGUUUGUAAAAUGUAUGAAGAGCAUCUGAAGAGAAUGAAUCCCAACAGUCCCUCCAUCACAUAUGACAUCAGUCAGUUGUUUGAUUUCAUUGAUGAUCUGGCAGAUCUUAGCUGCCUUGUGUAUCGAGCAGACACUCAGACAUACCAGCCCUACAACAAAGAUUGGAUCAAAGAGAAGAUCUAUGUGCUUCUCCGUCGGCAGGCCCAACAAGCUGGCAAAUAAUCCAACUGGCAGCCUUUUUGGGAUGGGGGGAGGGCUUGGAAAACAGGUGUGUACAGUGUGCUAUAGUGGGAGCUUUGUAUUAUAGAAGUCCUGUUUCCAUUUUGUUACAAUCUAGCCAAGGUCUAAUGUAUUAGAAGAUUUUUGUCUUGUUCAAUCUUGAAGCCCCUGUUCCCUACUUUCUUUUUCUUUUUUACUUAAAAAAAAAAAGUAGCUGAAAAUUUUUCUUCCGUCAGUUAGCACUUGGUUACAGUUCCUUCCAGCUGUUCAUAUCUGCUUCAUAAUGUUCACUGUACUUACCCUUCUGUGGGAGGAUUUUCCAGAAUUUAGUUACGUCCUCGAAACUCAAAGGCUUAGUAGAGAAUACAAUAAAUGCUCUUUAAUUAA